This is a messenger RNA of Metschnikowia bicuspidata var. bicuspidata NRRL YB-4993, 1176 nucleotides long. Its product is annotated as palmitoyltransferase. Gene Ontology annotation, biological process: peptidyl-L-cysteine S-palmitoylation; protein targeting to membrane. Bases 1 to 1176 code for a protein of 391 amino acids. Gene Ontology annotation, molecular function: protein-cysteine S-palmitoyltransferase activity. NCBI's taxonomy places the organism in Eukaryota, Fungi, Ascomycota, Pichiomycetes, Serinales, Metschnikowiaceae. The record is from RefSeq and is a predicted model, not a curated record. Gene Ontology annotation, cellular component: endoplasmic reticulum; Golgi apparatus; endoplasmic reticulum membrane. The transcript has 2 exons.
AUGUGGGAAUUUCGCUGGCCGAUGCUCGGCAUAAUUAUUCCUUGUGCGUUGAUUGCCACUAUAGGGUAUGGAUCCCAUUUCUUCAUAUUCUCGAAUCACAUGAGCAAAAGAGCCCAGAUUUGUUACCAAGUGUACGUGACCAUGGUAUGGGUAUCCUAUAUUUUGGCUAUCUGGAAGCGUCCUGGUACUGGCCCGAAAUCGUACGUUCCACCACCCUCUCGCUGGAAGAGAUGGUGCAAUAAAUGCAACAAUUUCAAACCAGAAAGAGCACACCAUUGCAGAAAAUGCAAUGUUUGUGUGCUUCAAAUGGACCAUCAUUGCCCCUGGACAAACAACUGCGUGGGAAAUGGGAAUACACCGCAUUUCAUCAGAUUCUUGGUGUGGGUGAUAUUCGCCACAGGGCUAACUCUAUGGGAGCUUCUCAAACGUGCAGUGGGUUUCUGGAAUGACAUGCACUUGCCCGCAUACUUGAUCAGGAAAUCGGAGCUCACGGCGGUGAUUUUGUUAGUACCACUAGACGCAUUUGUGUUUUUCGCCGUCUUUGUUUUGUUCAUCAAAUGCAUCCUCCAUCUUGCAAGCGGAAAAACGCAGAUCGAGGUCUGGGAGUCUGAGCGCAUUGAGUCUCAAUUCCACACCGAAAGACUUUGGUUGAAAAUAAGAAACAAUUUCAAAAUGGUUCACAACAAGGAGAUGCCCACGCUUUCAUCGUGGAAUCCCACUGCGGCAAUGUAUGACUCCUUGGAAUUAAGAGACAUCCACAAUGAAGUAGAUGAGCCCAUUGUCCCGCAGAAUUUCGCGCCAGACGACUUGAUCUUUCCUUAUGACUUAGGGAUAUAUCAGAAUUUGAAAAACGCCCUUGGACAGCCAUGGACCUGGGUUCUUCCGUGGGGCAAUGCAUUGGGUGAUGGCGUGAAAUUUAAGCAAAACGACGACGACGACCAGUUGAACCUCCCAUGGCCACCAGAUGGAGGCAAUGUUGAGUUCACAGGCAGGAAACUUUCGGAUGAAGAGUUGCGAAAAAUAGGGAAUGUUGCCGUCAUAAAGAAACUCUUGGACCAUCGGAGCAACAUGUCCCGGAAUAUGUGGUUCAAUGAUUGGGGCGAAGCGCUAGGAGACUAUGGCGUUGAUGUCGAAGCAGAGGAAGAGAAAGGGCUCAUGAUUGAUAGCAGCAACUAG